AUGCCCUCUAAAUUCAUAUACCUCUUUUUAUCUUCCCUAACUAUUUGCUUCAACUGUUUGAACGAUUCUUCUUUUUUUUUUACGUACGCUUUGAAUAAGGGAAAAAAUAAAGCCUCAAAUUUUUUAAAUGUAAGUAAUGAUAAUAUCCAAUAUGACGAUAUAUCAUCCUUCAGUGAGGAAUUAAUAAAUGCGUUUUCUCUAAGGUUGAAGAGGGUCCCUGAAUUAGUGCUUAGGGAAAAGGUGGCAGUCCAACUUGCAAAGGCGGCAGAUAACCUAAAUCUGCCAAACCCGAACGAAGAAGUUUGUGAAAUAAAUUAUGCUGAAUUAUGUCCAGAGGGAUGGUCAAAUUUUGGGGAUGGAGAAAGUUGUUUAAGUCCCAUUAAUUAUACAGGAGGAUGUGAUAAGAAGGUAUCUUUUAAAAACUAUACUGCCAUAAAUAAAUAUGUUUUUUCUAUAAAAUGUAGUAUAUCCUGGCCUUGUAUAAAUAAAUGUACACAAAAUUACUCAGAAGAAUGUCCAGAGAAUUGGAUAUUAAUAAAUAAAAAUAUUUGUAAAGCACCGAAAAAUUAUAAAGGAAAAUGUAUAAAAGAAAAGAUGUUUUCUAAAUUUUCCGAAAGUGAAAAGAAAAUAUGGGCAGAAAAAUGUGAUGUCAAUUGGCCAUGUUAUGAAAAAACGUAUAAUUUAAAAGUGGUAUGUCCAAUUGAUUGGAAAAUACAUCCUAAUAAUAAAAGUUGUAUAGCACCAACAUCUUAUAUAGGUCCUUGUAAGAGUAUAAUGUAUUUACAUAACUUAAAAGAUAAUGAAAAAUUGUCUUUAAUAAAAAAAUGUAAUAUCGAAUGGCCAAUUCAUGAAAAGAAAGAAGUUGACUUGAGUUCUUUAUGUCCAAUUGGUUGGAAUAUAACACAUGUAGAUAACAUUACAUGUAGUGCACCCUCUUCAUAUGUAGGUCCUUGUGAAAAAAUAAUAUCAUUUGAAAAUUUUAGCAAAGAGGAGAAAUAUGAAUUUUCCCAAAAGUGUGAUAUCCAUUGGCCAUUAUUAGAUCAAAAACUUCAAAAUUUUAAUUUACCUUGUCCUUACAAUUGGAACUUACUCGAUGAGAAAAACAAUAUAUGUAUAUCACCCAUUGAAUACCAAGGUCCGUGUGAAAAUAUCUUUUCCUUUAAAAAUUACAAUAAUGAUAUGAAAGCUGCUUGGGCAUCAUCUUGUAAUACUGUAUUUAUCAAUGACAAUAUGUAUAAUAACCUGAACAAUGUAAGAAGAGAAACUACCAUGUACACAAAUAAAACAAAUAAAAUAUAUGGCAUUAAGAACAGCACAUAUAUAUCUAAUUCCAAUGCAACUCAACCCUCAGUUAAUAAUGGCCCUAUAGGUUAUAGUGGUUCUGUGUAUGAAGGACUUAUACUCAAUGCUGAUGAUGAAACAGUGUAUUUACCUAGUAACAGUAAGAUGAAAUAUACAAAUAAUACUAUCCACAUGAACGAUAUUGCUGAUUGGAAUGAUGAACAGUUUAUAUUAACCGAUGGAAAAAUUACUGAUCUGUUGCUUUUAAAAGAAUCUUCGAAUGAUGAAAGCCUCAGAGCAACUAUUGAUGCCACCAUAAAAGAUCUUAGAGCCAGGUAUUCCAAGUAUAGCCCUUUUUCCUUUCUUCAAAUGAUUCGUUCGGGGGAAAUCACAGAUGACAAGCACAAUAUCAACAGAGGAAGAGGUAUAGCAAAUAGAGGUAGCAGAGGAAGUACAGAAAAUGGAGGAAGCAUAGCAAGCAGCGAACUGCGCACGUUUGUCAAUUUAGCAGCAGAAAAAGGCCAAAAACAAAUCCAUUCAUCUUCGAAAAGGAGCAAGCAUGACCAUGAAGGGAAUCACAAAGGCGUACCCAGUGAAGAGGAGGGAUCCAAGGGGUCUACAAAGAAGGAUACAAAGGAGGAUACAUAUGAGGAUACGGACGAGAAUAUAGAUAAGGCUACCGAUGUGGAUACAGAUGAUAACACGGUAGAAGCCGCUAACAACCGGAACGAUGUGAAAAACUGGUACAACAACUACAAGGUAGAGAACGCCAAUUUGGCUUACUCAGGAGUGUGUUUCGAGAAGAACUACAUGGAAUGCCCCGUUGGAUGGACCAGGAUAAACGAUAAACAAUGCUUGGCAUCAAAAAGUUAUGCAGGAAGAGUAAGGAAAUGCGGAUCAAUAUUGAACUUAGGGGAGGUGGUAAAAAAUAUGUAUGAUGUAGCCCAUGAUAUGUCCUUUGUUACAGCAGAUAUAGAGAAAAGAAAAAAGAUUGAAAAAGAUUGCAAUGUUCAAUUUCCUUGUAUAGAAUGUGAAAGAGAUUAUAUUAGAAUAAAUUGUCCCCUAGGCUGGAAAGAAAUGAAUGAUGGAAUUUGUGAAGCUCCCGAAGAUUAUCCUCUUUACUUAAAAGAAUUAUGUGGCAAUGUAGUAAAUUUUAAAUAUGCAAGUGCAAAUUUUAAAAGGAAAUGGAGUUUUCUAUGUAAAGCUGAUUGGCCUUGUUUUUCUGUUUGCCAAAAGAAUUAUGCACAUCCAUGCCCUUUAGGGUAUAAACUUAUCAAUGAACGUACAGACAAAUAUUAUAAGGAUCAUAUAUAUGUAUGUGCUAAUGAAAAUUGGAAGGACUACGACCAAAAGAGUAACCUUAGACAGAGAAAUAUCUGUCAUGUUAUUGAAGUAUAUAAUAGUAUUAUAUUAAAAAAAGAAAUAGAAAAAAAAUGUAAAGUUAUUUGGCCUUGCUUAAACAUAUGUGAAGAAAAUUUUUAUCAAUCUUGUCCUUAUAAUUGGCUCUUAAAAGAUAAUAAAUGCAUUGCUCCUUAUUAUUAUAAACCCCCCAAAGGAUGUAAAAAUUCCCUCGAGAUAUUCACGUUUAACACAUUUGAUAAAUAUCUCUUUUCUAAUAAAUGUUUUGCCCCUUGGCCAUGCAAAAACUCUUGUCAGCAAGACUGGACUAGUCCUUGCCCGGACGGCUGGACGAGACUCAAAGCAGCGGAAAAGAAAAGCAAAAGUAAAUAUAAUGCAGAUAACAAAUAUAACGAAGGUAGCAAACAUAAUGACCAAGGUGAUGACAAGAUAUAUGAUGACCAAAGUGAAGAUAAGAACUAUAGAGGUCAUAGUGAUGAUAAGAACUAUAGAGGUCAUAGUGAUGAUAAGAAAUAUAGAGGUCAUAGUGAUGAUAAGAAAUAUAGAGGUCAUAGUGAUGAUAAGAAAUAUAGAGGUCAUAGUGAUGAUAAGAAAUAUAGAGGUCAUAGUGAUGAUAAGAAAUAUGGCCAUAAUGACGAUAAGUAUGAUCAGAGCGAAGACAAUAAAUAUAAAGAUCAUAGUGAUAAUAAUAAAUAUGGCCAUAAUGACGAUAAGUAUGAUCAGAGUGAAGAUAAUAAAUAUAAAGAUCAUAGGGACGAUAAUAAAUAUAAUGAUUACCAUGAUGAUGAAAAAAUGAACAGUAGCUACUUUUGCAAACCACCUAAGACGUACAAAGGGGCUUGCAGCGAAGAAUACUACAACUUAGCUGACUUUACCUUUUCACAAAAACAAGAUUUCUCUUAUCGAUGUAGUGCUAAGUGGCCAUGUGGAGCUACUUUGCAUCAUUCAGAAAAUUGGCAAAAGGAAAAUUUCUAUCAUGAUAUUAAUUUUGAGAAACUCAAAACGAUUAGAUUUUAUGAUACAUUUUAUUCGUCCCAAUAUUCCAAGUACCAAACUCCAUUUUUUUAA
Plasmodium malariae is the source of this 3708-nucleotide messenger RNA. RefSeq names its product CPW-WPC family protein, putative. NCBI's taxonomy places the organism in Eukaryota, Apicomplexa, Aconoidasida, Haemosporida, Plasmodiidae. The transcript is spliced from 2 exons. The record is from RefSeq and is a predicted model, not a curated record. Bases 1 to 3708 code for a protein of 1235 amino acids.